AUGUUCAAGAAAAUGACAUCCUGCAGGCCCCCCCAAAAUACUGAUGAGACACGAAGGAAUGUGACCAUCAUCAUCAUCGGUCUGGAGAAUGCAGGCAAAAGUGUACUUAUGGAGGCCUUCUGCAGACUACUUCCUAGCAAGAUAGACCGUUGUAUGAACUCUAAACUAACUACAGUUCUGCUAGAUGAAUAUGAAAUUUCUAUCUAUGACCUUAAUGGAGAUAUGAAGGGACGAGAAAUCUGGCCCAACUACUACGCACAAGCACACGGGAUUGUUUUUGUCCUGGAUUCCAGCGACAUAGGACGCAUGCAAGAAGUGAAGACCACCUUAUCACAUCUUCUGUCUGAUGCAAGAGUGGCAGGAAAACCCAUCCUACUAUUGGCAAAUAAGCAAGACAAAAAGAAUGCCCUCUUACCUUGUGAUAUUAUUAAAUAUCUGGAAAGGAUAAUGAAUGACAACAAGUUCUUGUUCUUUCUGGAGCCCUGUUCAGCUAUCCAAAACCUCCAAAGAAGUAACCAUGAGCCCCUACUUGAAGGGCUGCGCUGGCUGGAUAUGAACCAGGAGAAAGAAGGCUUAAGAUUAACACCUAAAAAGAAUGUAUCAGUGACAUUUGCCUUAGAUGAACCCAUGGAGGAAGGUGAAUGUUCUAAGGUAAAUGGAGCUCAAAACACUACUGAGCUUCACUACAACUAUAGAGCUGACUUUCAGUUCCCAGAAACUAACACCAAUGAUGAAGAUGAUUAUGAUGAUUAUGACGAUUGCGACGACUGUGAUGAUGACGAUGAUGAUUUUUUUGAAGAACCCAGACCAAAAAAGAGAAUGCCUACCUGGUAUGUAGAGGAGAUGAUGCUGAAAGAUGCUUAUGAAGACAACUUUGAAACCUGUGGUUAG
Myotis davidii is the source of this 891-nucleotide messenger RNA. RefSeq names its product ADP ribosylation factor like GTPase 13A (gene ARL13A). The coding region runs from base 1 to 891 and encodes 296 amino acids. Gene Ontology annotation, cellular component: non-motile cilium; ciliary membrane. Gene Ontology annotation, biological process: non-motile cilium assembly; receptor localization to non-motile cilium. NCBI's taxonomy places the organism in Eukaryota, Metazoa, Chordata, Mammalia, Chiroptera, Vespertilionidae. Gene Ontology annotation, molecular function: GTPase activity; GTP binding. The record is from RefSeq and is a predicted model, not a curated record. The transcript is spliced from 7 exons.